Gymnodraco acuticeps is the source of this 5459-nucleotide messenger RNA. It is a transcript of the gene lzts3b, whose product is annotated as leucine zipper, putative tumor suppressor family member 3b. Bases 347 to 3439 code for a protein of 1030 amino acids. Lineage: Eukaryota; Metazoa; Chordata; Actinopteri; Perciformes; Bathydraconidae. Gene Ontology annotation, biological process: regulation of dendritic spine morphogenesis. The record is from RefSeq and is a predicted model, not a curated record. Gene Ontology annotation, cellular component: dendritic spine. The transcript has 8 exons.
UAUCAACCGACCGACUCCAUCAUCAGCAUCCGACGGUGACAGCGGUCGAAGACAGCAUCCCUAAUUUUACCGAGCCACGGUAACAUCGCAUGACCACAGAGAGGCCAGCCGACCGGGACUGACGGUGCUUCUUGUGACACUAAUAUUUAUUGAGGCUGCCAUCUUACAAAACGCCGAGCUGCAAAAUAGUGAGUAGCCUUUGAUGAUGGACCUCCAGGAUGCUACAAUCGUGUGUGUGCCCCCACUACCUGCAUUAGGUUGUGAUGACCCACACUACUUCCAAAUGUUUCUGUGACCCUCCCCAAUCCUGACUCCUAACCUCUAAUCCCUGACCUUUGACCCCACUAUGGGCAGUGUUGGCAGUGGGGUGGCAGGAGAGCAGGAGUUUGCCAUGAAGUCUGUGGGUACGAGGACCACCUUGCCCAGAGCCCCUCCUCUCUCUCGCCGUUGCCCUGCCGACCGCAGCUGCAGUGCAGAACGACUGCCCCGCCCUCCUGCGACUAUAUCUGACGGGACGGCCUCUAGCGAUGAGCGGGGGAGUGUUAGUGUUGCGACUGGGACCUGUACCGGGACUGACCGGCCCACCGAAACAGCCUCCUCCACCAACACUGAAUGUACCAUAACUGCCCCGUCCAACAACAACCAGUUGGAGUGUGGCAAUGGAGCGGGCAGGCGGGAGAGGGAGUGGGAGAGGGAGAGGGAGAGGCAGCGUGAGAGGGGGAGAGACAGAGACCGGGACCGGGACUGGGACAGAGAAAGGUUAGAGAGGGAACGAGAGAGGGAGAGGAACCGGGAGAGGGAGCGGGAGCGAGUGGAGAGGGAGAGGCUGGAGCGAGAGAGGGAGCGGGAGAGGGAGAGAGCCAGAGAGAGGGAAAGAGAGAGAAUUGAGAGAGAGAAGAUAGAAAGAGAGAGGGAGCGAGAGAGGGAAAGGGAGAGGGAGCGGGAAAGAGAGAGGCUGGAGAAUGAGAGGUUGGAAAGAGACAGAGAGAGGGAGAUGCAGGCUGCAGGUUUGGAUGUGUGUGGGAACAUUGUGGGACGAGGAGGACCUGAGAAGACCAGCGUUGGCAUGAACACACACCAGAUCCAGCAUCCGCACCCGCACCAGCACAGAGAGAUGACCGCAGCCAGAGCCGACGGAGAAAACAAUCCAGGCAGCCACAACCCUCCGAACCACAACCCACCCAAGAUCCUGCCAGUGUCGGGAAAACUGGAGCAGGCGAUGCAGAACAACUCGGGCCUCGUACGUCCCUCCGCCUUCAAGCCGGUGGUUCCCAAGAGCUUCCACUCCAUGCAGAACCUGGUGGGCCAGGCAGGAGGGGCUGGGAGCGAGGGCAAGACUGAGGCAAGGAGUGAAGGGUUCAGUGAGAGCAGAGGAGGCAGGAGAGGCAGGGACGCAGCGGCAGGAGAAUCAGGAGAGGUCCCAGAGGCCCUGCUCCUGGACCAGGAGAGCCCAGUGAGGGUCAGCAGAACUGAGGGCGGGGGAAAUGGUAAUGAAGUGGUUCAGGGAGGGAUGUCUGACUCAGGGAGGAACUCCCUGACCAGCCUGCCCACCUACACGGGCUCGGGGUCCGGUUGUGGGCCCCCGGCCGUCCUGGGGCCUCUCAGUGCUUCCACCAGCCACAUCAACAGGUUGGGCAUGGUUGGGGCAGCUGCAGGCCUCGACAAGCAGGAAAAGCCUGGCUACCAGAACGGGCUCAGCGCCUCAGACAGUGGCCGGUCCUCCUCGGGAAAGAGCUCCUCGUCCUAUCAGAGGCUGAGCCACCUGAGUGACGCCCCUGCUCCUCUCCGGCCCUCGCCCUCCUCCGACGACAUUAUCCAGGACCUCGAGGACCGCUUGUGGGAGAAAGAGCAAGAGGUGCAGCACAUGCGUAGAAACCUGGACCAAAGUGAGGCAGCGAUUAUUCAGGUGUUUGAGGAGAAGCAGCGUGUCUGGGAGCGGCAGAUGGACGAGCUGAGACAGAACUACGCCUCGCGCCUGCAGCAGGUUACCCGUCGUGCUCAGCGCUCCCAGACUGCCCUGCAGGCCCAGAUAGGCCGUCUAUCCCAGGACAAGAGGAGGCUCCAGGAGGAGAUGGCGGCUCUGUUGGCCCAGAGGGAGGAGCUGGAGAGAAAGUGUCUGGAUUACAGGAAGGAGCAGGCUGACAUCUUGCCUCGUCUGGAGGAGACCAAGUGGGAGGUGUGUCAGAAGGCCGGAGAGAUCUCUCUGCUGAAGCAGCAGCUGAGGGAGAGUCAGGCUGAAGUGACGCAGCGAGCUGGAGAGAUGGUGGCCCUAAGGGGCCAGCUGAAGGAGCUCAAUGCCCAGCUGAGGGAGCGGGAGGAGACCAUGCUGGGCCUGAAGGACUCCUACAGCACCAAGAGCCUGGAGCUGGAGAAGUGUGAGGGAGAGCUGAGGAGGACUCUCUCAGAGGUGUCCCAUCUAAGAGAGAAGCUGGGUGUGUUUGAGGCAGAGGUGCUCAGUUUAAAGCGGGCUCUAAAUGAAGUGAGCAGAGGAGCAGAAGUGGUUAUGAGCCCUAACUUAGCUGCUGCAGGACUUUUGCCCCCCUGGGGGAUUGUCCACUGCCCACGUAACCCCACUGAGUCCUCAACCAACUCUCUCACCUCCACGUCUGACAACCUGCUGAGUCUUCAGAGCGAUGAAGCCAAGGCCCAGAGGCAGGAAGCUCAGAGACAGGAGAGGCAGCAACGGGAAGAAGCUCAAUGGCGUGAUGUGCAGCAGAGGCAAGAUACCCACAUGCAGCAGGACCUUCGAAUGCGUCAGGAUGCCCAAAUUCGACCAGAGGCCCAACUCCGUCAGGAGGCCCAGCUUCGUCAGGAGUCUCACCUCCGCCAUGAAGCCCAAUUACGCCAAGAGGCCCAGCUCUGCCACGAGGCCCAAAUGCGUCAUGAGGCCCAACUCUGCCAGGAAGUGCAGCUACGUCAGGAUGGCCACCUGCCGCAGCGAGGCCCGGAGGGUCACUGGGACGAGUCAGGGGAGCUUCGCAGGCAACUUGAGCAGCUGCAGGCCGCAUUGCGCCUGGAGCGGCAGCAACGGGAACGCCAGGCACUCAACUUCGACCAGGAGCGACACACCUGGCAGGACGAGAAGGAACGGGUUUUGAAAUACCAGGCACAGCUUCAGCUCAGCUACGUGGAAACGCUGCAGAAGAAUCAAGCUUUGGAAAAACGUAUGAUCUCAUUGGGAGCUAAACCCUCCUCAACGUCCACCACCACCACUAUUACCACCAUCACCACCAGCUCCCCCACCUCUUCCAAUUCUCCCCCUCCACCACCAGCCAUGUCACCUCUAUCCCCUCAGCCCUCACUCUCUAUCUCUGGCCCCAUUGCCCUAACCAUCUCCCCGCCUUGUGAAGAUCAGAAGGGCCCUCCUUCUCUCCACCAGCUUGCCAAUCCCUGGGCAGGACCUUCACGCCUGGAGAGGAUAGAGUCCACUGAGAUAUAGAGACAUGACCAAUUUUCCAGUCCAAGACACUCACAGUGACGAGGCCUCUCACAGAAAACCACUUCAGCAUACAGUUGAAAAACAUUUCAGUCUACAAUAGAAUAAAUCAGUACAGUCUGACAAACUUUUCAAAGCAACUUAAGACACUGAAAACAAUAACAAAUGCCGAAUGCCCACUAUCAGUAACAGAUCCUCCGCACGGGAAGUUGAACUUCAUUCAAUCAAUGAUUUUUCAAAUUCCUAAGCAGCCUUUCUCUCUGUAGUUGCACAUUACUACAUCUCAUUUAGCCAGUGUGCAAUGUGAGGAAUGUGCCACACUGAUGGAUGGCAGAAAAGCUAAAUGUGAAAUGACCAUUUUUAGAUGACAGCACUAAUACAGGGGGUCAUUUAACGCCCAUGCUAGAAAAGGACCAAGACAAUCAGGGAUAUUGUCAGAAAUUAACGACCAGAAUAUUAUGCGGUAUUUAUUCAUUGUAAGUCUGUGUCACUGGUCAUGUAUAAGUAGAAAUAGAGGUCAGAGUGUGUGAUGUUAACUUGCAUUUUUGGCCAGAGAGCGCCUUACUCCAUUUUUUCCAGCAUGUAUACAAGAAAAACUAAUGCUGGGAAUAGAAAAAUAGGAGUGUGUUUAUCAUUUUCAGUGCUUUAAUUAUAAUAUCAAAAAACCAGUCACACAACAUUGUUACACAGGGCUGGACUAAUUCAUUUAAAAUCCCAGCAGAUAUCAACAUCAAAGGUCACACCCUGAUUUUUUAUUGAGUUUUCAAGUCCUUUCAUGCACAGGGUCCACAAUGCAUGACCCAUAUAAACACAUAAUUAAUACCAACAGAGUUUAUAUUUUCUACAAAUUGAAUUAAAUAGAUAUGUUUAGCAGAUAAUCAACCCCAACUGAAUAUAGAACAUGUUUUAAAAAGUGGGAGAACCUGAUUCGCCUUCAAUGCAGCUCGCCUGUCUUGACUAAAAACAAACACUAGAGGUCAUAGGAGAGCUUUCACAGCGAUACCAACUCAACCGUCUUUUAUUGAACUGCAAGGAGAAUGUGAAUCAAAGCACACAAUUUGAAUUUGGUUAUUAUGAUAAUUGUGUUGUUCACUUUGUGCAUUUACAGCCAAGAAAUCAGUCGGUAUCCCCAAAGUCAAAAAUACAAUUUAUAGAAUGUAUGAUACACUAAAAAUAAAUACUUAUAAUAGUUAUAGAUUGUAAAUGUGUGUAUGUGGUGAGAGUGCGAGUGUGUGCGUGGGAGAGCCGGUGUGUGCAUGUGUGUAUACUUAUAAAAAGCUUCAGUUUAUGAGAUUGAGGAUAGAGGGACUAGUGGCAAUAUAGUAAGUGAAGAUAUGUUGAUGGUAAAUGGAUUUUUCUUUUUUUGGGGUGGGGGCUUUAAGUACUUUAAGAUGUAAGGGCACUGAGACUGAAGGAGUAUGUAUAUCAUGGAAAACUGUCUCUACUGUAUAUUUCUUUUAGACAAAGCAGGGGAGAACAACGUUUAAAAAAAAAAACCUGAAAAGGGAAAGUCAGCCUCUUUAAAGGGAGCGUUCAGGCUAACUGCACUACGUAGUGUCCUACACACGAGUUAUGAUGUACAGUAGACUCAGAUGUGAAUAUCAUGGCUUUUAUAUGUGUUGUUUAUGCCAGCAUACAAAGAUGUUGCUCAAGAAUAUUAACUUAUCUCUAAAGUAUUACAUAGUAUUAUCAUCUUUAUUACUGUUAUUAUAUUAUGGUGAACUGACAGAGAAAAUAUGUGCCAUUUAAGCUUUCCUUUAUGUGUUUUUUUAACUGUGUAGAUAGCCUAUUGGCCUACCAUAAUGGUGCAAUCAUAGCAACCCUGUCCAAAAAUGAUGUUCUUUUUGAUGUAGGUGAUAAAUGUAGUUGCAGUAUUGCAUUGUUUAGAGAACAAAAUGCUACCAAUUUUAUACAUUACACAAUUGUAUUGUUUGCAUUUAUGUUACUAGUACUGUUCUGGCUUGAUUGAAACCACCUCUUUGUUAUUCAGCAGAACUAAUAAAGAAAUGUGAAUAAUUCAGCA